Molecule: messenger RNA, 1008 nt
Organism: Aphanomyces invadans
Lineage: Eukaryota; Oomycota; Saprolegniomycetes; Saprolegniales; Verrucalvaceae
Exons: 3
Coding region: 9-911 (300 amino acids)
Molecular function (GO): calcium ion binding
Source: RefSeq, a predicted model, not a curated record
UGCACUCCAUGUUGGGCACCGAGCCAACAGCUCCGAUAACUGGCUGCCAUCGCGACGUGGUGCUGGCGGCGAUGGGAUGCUUGCAGUCAAAGGUAGGGUCUUCACAAGAUCCGGGAACGACGCCGACUCGGGCCGAGAGCACGAACCCUGGCCGCGGCGGCACCAUCAAGAACGUCGACUCGUGGAUCACGAACGACAGCGACUACGUCGCCAAGAGCUCCGUGGACAAGAAGAUUAUCAACACCCUUCAAGCGCGCAAGAAGAAGAUGGAUGACGACGGCACGUUCUCCAAGAACACAAACUUCGAGCGCGUCGCCAUGCAGUUUGGCAACGUCGAGAUGGCGUUCAUGUGCAUCCGGGAAAUCUACUCCAAGCACACCGACCCCGUUCGGAAAACAAUGCAAAUGGAUAACUUUUGCGGCGCGCUGUCCGCGUUUGGCGUCACAAUUGACCGCCCCGCGAUUCAAGACAUCUUCAACGAGUCGGACCUCAUCCGGGACAACUCGCUCAAUUUCAACGAGUUCGCCGUGUCCCUCGCGAUCUGCUACCUCUUGAACGUCGUGCCGGGCUUAAGCGCCUGCAGCACCACGCAAGGCGAUGACCAUCUUGACGACGCCAAUGUCGAGCUGGACGCGUCGGACGCCAAGCGCGUCGCCAAAGCAUUCGACACCGUCGUGAACGCGUACCUCAUGUUCGACGAAGACGCAAGCGGGAUCAUCAAGUGGGACGAGAUGAAAGAGAUUCUCAAUAAACCAGAGAAUGGCAAAGCCAAAUCGACGACACACAAAACCAAGUUCUUCAACGUCGAGCGCUGGAAAGAACUCGACUGGAACAAAGACGGCAGCAUCAACUUUCAAGAGUUCUUCCUCGCAUUCCAGAAGUGGGUCGGCGUGGACGACGACGACCAGUGACGGGGACCACCAACGAGGGGGUAUUUACCAGCGAGCUAUCUAUUUCGUGAAAUAUUCAAAGUGUGUCGAGAUGGCGUUGCGGCCGAGUCUGCAGACC